UGUAUCCCCAGGUCUCUGCUUUGCCUGGCAUGUUCUGUUUUCCUGAAUAGGUGACUUUGAAUUUGCUCCAGUCCUAGCAGAGUUUGAGAAGCAGCAAGUGUCCCGCGACUUACUAAAGAGAAUCUCAGGAGUCUUCCAGGAACUUUUUGGGAAUGAGGUGGCUCACGAGCGAGGGAGAAGCAGAAACUCCCAGGAACCUCUGUGGACUGGCCUUUAAGCCCGGCAACGGCGAAAACCUGGAUGGAGGAUCGCUGGGCCUGCGAGCGCGGAAAGUGAUGCCGCUUUUCCCAAACCUCCUUUCCGAGUCUUCGCCCGAGCCCCGGCUGAGCGCAAACUGAAAGUGGAAAGCGGCCGGGCUGCCAGCCGCCAGCGAGCCUCCUACCCAGGAAGAGACUUUUUGGAUGCCUUCUGGUCUGAAGAAAUCUCCAGCUGCUCUGAUGAUAGUUUAAGAAGACUGCAUGCUGUUUCCUCUCGAUGCCAAGCCAGGCCCGCGCGGAACCUCGGAUCCCAGCCCUUCAUGGCGACCGGGUCCCAGCAGGAAUGGCAGUGGAAGACAUCGGCACCCAGAUGGUUCCUUCACGUGAAGUUGUCUUGGGCUGUGGGCCGACUCGAGAACACCUGGUAGCCAGGCCGGCCCUCUGUCAGUCACCCAGGGCCGGGCAGCAUGGCGUGGAUUCAGAGGAGGCAGCUUUUGGCAUCUUGCCUCUGCAUCACAGCCUCUGUCUUUCUGCUUGUCACACUCCAGGUAGUGGUUGAGCUGGGGAAACUUGAAAGGAAGAAGUUUAAAAAUUCCAACUGGCAAGAUGGACAUGCAUCGAUGGAGGAGGAGCCUACACACCUCUAUCCACUCCCUGGGAAAGAAGCCCUGAACUGGAAAAACAAAUCAGAGACUGAUAACUACCCCAUCAUGCUCUGGUGGUCCCCACUGACCGGGGAAACUGGAAGGCUAGGCCAGUGCGGAGCGGAUGCGUGUUUCUUCACCAUCAACCGGACCUACCUACAUCAUCACAUGACCAAAGCAUUCCUCUUCUAUGGCACUGACUUUAACAUAGAUAGCUUACCUCUGCCUCGGAAGGCCCAUCACGACUGGGCCCUUUUUCACGAAGAGUCUCCGAAAAAUAAUUACAAGCUCUUUCACAAGCCGGUCAUCACCUUGUUCAACUACACUGCCACGUUCAGCCGACAUUCCCACUUGCCACUGACCACCCAGUACUUGGAGGGCGUAGAAGUCCUGAAGUCACUCAGAUACCUGGUCCCUUUGCGGUCCAAGAACAUCCUUCGAAGAAGACUUGCUCCACUGGUGUAUGUCCAGUCAGACUGUGACCCGCCAUCAGACAGGGACAGCUAUGUUCGAGAACUGAUGACUCACGUUGAGGUGGAUUCCUACGGUGAGUGUUUACGAAACAAGGAUCUCCCUCCGCAGCUAAAAAAUCCAGCUUCCAUGGAUGCUGAUGGCUUUUAUAGGAUCAUCGCACAGUAUAAGUUUAUCCUUGCCUUCGAGAAUGCGGUGUGUGAUGACUACAUCACUGAGAAGUUCUGGAGACCUCUGAAACUGGGGGUGGUCCCUGUGUAUUAUGGGUCCCCCAGCAUCGCUGACUGGCUCCCAAGUAAUAGAAGUGCUAUUCUCGUGUCUGAAUUUGCUCACCCUAGAGAACUGGCAAGUUACAUCAGACAGCUGGAUCACGACGACAGACUGUACGAGGCCUACAUAGAAUGGAAGCUGAAGGGUGAGGUCUCGAAUCAGCGACUUCUCACAGCACUCAAGGAACGGAAGUGGGGAGUACAAGACGUCCACCAGGACAACUACAUCGAUGCAUUUGAGUGCAUGGUGUGCAGCAAGGUGUGGGAUAAUAUCCGGCUUCAGGAGAAGGGCUUACCACCCAAAAGAUGGAAGGCAGAAGUUACCCACCUCAGCUGCCCGGAGCCCACAGUGUUUGCUUUCUCACCUCUGGCUCCACGUUGGAGCUCUUUGAGGGAGAUGUGGAUACCAAGCUUUGAACAGUCCAAGAAAGAAGCACAGGCACUAAGGUGGCUGGUUGAUAGGAAUAAAAAUUUUUCAGCUCAAGAGUUUUGGGCCCUCGUGUUCAAGGACUAAUUUCUACCAGUAUCACAGCGAUAUAGACUAGGGGGUUCUCCUGAGCUUUAUUUUCUAGGUUGCCUUAACACUCGAAUACAGUCGCUACUUUGUUGACUGUCCUUCAGGAUAAGGAUUAAUUGCUGUAGUUCUCAUCAUGAGCCCUCUCACCUAAUGGAUAUGAAUUACCCUUAGGGGUCACCUCUGUAUUUUUUUAUACUAAAAAAGUGACUAUGUCGUAUGGACACUGGUCACCUUCAGUUUCCACGUCUGGACGGAUGUACCUGCUGCCUUUUGUGGACGUCCAGCUAAUGCGGAGUGAGUGCUUUCCUCGCCGCAAGCGAGGCGGAGGGUGGAGCUGUGGAUUCUUGACACUCACCUCACUGUCUGCGGUUUAUUAGUAUUUGGCAAGCCCGGUGUCCUGAUGCUAAGCAUGAACAUGAAAUGCAUUAGAACUUGGCAAUGAGAGAUUCCAUCUGUUGGUUUCCAGGGAUGUAAGUGAGUAAUAAAAGCUGUGUGAAUUUUA
Molecule: messenger RNA, 2600 nt
Organism: Herpailurus yagouaroundi (jaguarundi)
Lineage: Eukaryota; Metazoa; Chordata; Mammalia; Carnivora; Felidae
Gene: POFUT3
Product: protein O-fucosyltransferase 3
Exons: 5
Coding region: 665-2095 (476 amino acids)
Cellular component (GO): Golgi membrane
Molecular function (GO): alpha-(1->3)-fucosyltransferase activity
Source: RefSeq, a predicted model, not a curated record